AUGACGAAAGACGAUUCUGGAUCAGGUGAGUUAAAGGCCACGGCCUUGCAUCCUGCGUACACUGUAACUAAUAUUCAGACAAAGAUUCGAACCUUGGAUGGCACCAAAGUUACCUAUUCCUCAUGGACUAAGUUGUUCCGACUCCAUGCCAAAGCCUACAAGGUACUUAAUCACAUUGAUGAUACUCCUCCACCAGCAGAGACCGAUCCUUCUUAUAAGCAGUGGGUGGAGAUCGAUUCCUUGGUCUUACAAUGGAUCUAUAGCACCCUGUCUGAUGAACUAAUGGUCCGAAUCUUGGAGAAUGACACCACGGCUCAAGCUGCUUGGAACAAAUUGAAGUCUAACUUUCUCAACAACAAAGGUUCACGUGCUGCAGCUCUCGAACAAGAAUUCUCCAAUCUCACUCUUGGAGUAUGUUCAUCAAUGGAAGACUACUGCCAGAAACUCAAAGAUUUAGCAGGUCAACUUGGAGAUGUUGACAAUCCGGUCACCGAAUCCAGGCUCGUUCUGCAAAUGGUUCGGGGAUUACCACCAGAAUUUGAUGUUGUAGGGGCAUACAUUAAUCAAAGUUCUCCCUCAUGGGAGACAACAUGUAGCAUGUUGCAGUUAGAGCAACAUAGGCAAAACGCCCGACAAAACCAGACGCACACUGUCCUCGCUGCACCCGGACCGCCACAACAGAAUGGCAGUCAAUCCCACAACUAUCCAGGAAACUCCACAGGGGCUCAAGGAAAUCGCAGUCAAGCCUCCAACUACCACAACUAUCUGGGCGCUCGACAGCAGCAACAUAAUGUUCAUGGACGCGGUGCAAAUGGCCAGGGUCGUGGCCGGAAUUUUAGGGGCCGAGGUCGCGGACAGUAG
Lactuca sativa (garden lettuce) is the source of this 861-nucleotide messenger RNA. The record is from RefSeq and is a predicted model, not a curated record. NCBI's taxonomy places the organism in Eukaryota, Viridiplantae, Streptophyta, Magnoliopsida, Asterales, Asteraceae.